AUGGCAGGUUGGACCCAUACAAGGAUGAAGGAAUUCUUCCUAAUAGGCUUAACUGAAAGUCCCAAUCUGCAGAUUCCUCUCUUUCUGCUUUUCACCCUCAUUUAUAUCAUCACACUUUUAGGUAACUGGGGGAUGAUCCUCCUGAUCUGGUUAAAUGCCCCACUGCAUACGCCAAUGUACUUCUUCCUCAGCAACCUCUCCUUUUGUGACAUCUGAUACUCCACUGUUUUUGCUCCUAAGAUGCUGAUCAAUUUCUUGUCCAAACAUAAGUGGAGCACAUUUUAUGGCUGUGUUUUACAAAGCUUCUUUUUUGCAGUGUAUGUAACCACGGAGGGCAUCCUACUGUCCGUGAUGGCUUAUGACCACUAUGUGGCCAUAGCAAAACCCUUGUCAUAUUCAGUCCUUAUGACACAGAGCGUGUGUAUUCAGAUGGUUCUCGCAUCCUACCUGGGUGGGCUCAUUAACGCCCUGACACACACGCUAGGUCUGCUCAAGCUGGACUUCUGCGGCCCCAACAUCGUGAAUCAUUUCUUCUGUGACAUCUCCCCUCUCCUGAGGCUGGCAUGCUCUGACACCCAUGAGAAUGAGCUGGUGCUUCUGGUAUUUUCUGGGGUCAUCGCAAUGUUCACUUUCACUGUGGUCAUGGUCUCUUACAUCUGCAUCGUCAUUGCCAUGCAGAGAAUCCGCUCAGUGCAGGGGAGGCUCAAAGCCUUCUCCACCUGUGCCUCACAUCUGAGUGCCGUGACCUUACUCUAUGGGUCCGUGACUUUUAGUUACAUCCAGCCAAGCUCCCAGUACUCCCUGGAACAGGAGAAGGUCUGUGCUGUGUUUUAUACAUUGGUGAUUCCCAUGCUAUACCCACUGAUUUACAGCUUGAGGAAUAGUGAUGUGAAAACUGCUGCCAACAGGUUAAGGUCAGUGUGGUGCAGAUGA
Fukomys damarensis (Damara mole-rat) is the source of this 933-nucleotide messenger RNA. Its product is annotated as olfactory receptor 1052-like. Gene Ontology annotation, molecular function: olfactory receptor activity; odorant binding; G protein-coupled receptor activity. Gene Ontology annotation, cellular component: membrane. The record is from RefSeq and is a predicted model, not a curated record. Gene Ontology annotation, biological process: G protein-coupled receptor signaling pathway; sensory perception of smell. The transcript has a single exon. NCBI's taxonomy places the organism in Eukaryota, Metazoa, Chordata, Mammalia, Rodentia, Bathyergidae.